AGGGGCGGGACGGGACGGGGCAGGAGACGCCACGACACGGGCACGAGAAGCCGCAAGCGCGAUGGCAGCCUCGCGCGCCCUCUCCUUGUUGAGGCGGUGCGGGAAGAAAAGCGACGCGAUUACCAGGCUGAAAUCCGGCGUCUGUUUGCAGAGUCGAGGCUAUGCCAUCAGACAAAAUUUGCCUCCGUACCUCUGUAGUAUGGUUCAUCCCUGUGACUUUAAAUCUUCCAAAGCAGAAGCUUCAUCUAACAGUACUAUAAUUUACGCUCCACUUCAAAUAUUUACUGAAGAAGAGUUAAUGAUUAAGGAAAUGGUAAAAAAGUUCGCUCAAGAACGAAUUGCACCACUAGUACAAAAAAUGGAUACAGAUGCAAAAUUAGAUGAGGCUGUACUACAAAGUCUGUUUGAACAAGGGUUGAUGAGUAUUGAGCUUGAAUCGGAAUAUGGAGGAACUGGAUCUUCUUUUUUUUCCACCAUCCUGGUGAUUGAGGAGCUGGCUAAGGUUGAUCCGUCAGUGGCACUUGUAUGUGAACUCCAGAAUACCUUAACUAAUAAAUUGUUCACAACAUAUGGCACAGAAGAACAAAAGAGAAAUUAUUUGCCCAGGUUGGCAAAAGACCUGAUGGGCAGCUUCUGCCUUUCAGAAGUUGGAUCUGGCAGUGAUGCAUUUUCCUUGAAGACUCGAGCGGAAAAGAAGGGUGACUAUUAUAUCAUCAAUGGGUCAAAGAUGUGGAUUAGCUUUGCUGAACAUGCAGGAGUCUUUUUGGUGAUGGCAAAUGCAAAUCCUUCUGCUGGAUAUAAAGGAAUUACAUGUUUCAUUGUCGACCGAGACACAGAAGGCCUACAUGUUGGAAAGAAGGAAGAUAAACUUGGAAUCAGAGCAACUUCGACGUGUCCUGUAACAUUUGAAAAUGUGAAGGUGCCUGAGACCAAGAUACUGGGGCAGGUUGGACAAGGGUAUAAGUAUGCCAUUGGAAUGCUCAAUACAGGCAGAAUAGGGAUAGCUGCACAGAUGUUGGGAUUGGCACAAGGAUGCUUUGAUCACACUAUUCCGUAUACAAAGGAAAGAACCCAGUUUGGAAAAAGCAUAUUUGAUUUUCAGGGAAUGCAACAUCAGAUUGCUCAGGUGGCCGUACAGCUAGAAGCGGCAAGAUUGCUUACUUACAAUGCAGCCCGACUUGCAGAAACCGGAAAGCCGUUUGUCAAGGAGGCAAGCAUGGCCAAAUAUUAUGCAGCAGAGGUUGCAACUGUAACAACAAGUAAAUGUAUCGAAUGGAUGGGAGGAGUAGGCUUCACAAAAGAUUAUCCUAUUGAAAAAUAUUACAGAGACUGCAAGAUUGGAACCAUAUAUGAAGGAACUUCAAUUAUCCAGUUGAACACCAUUGCAAAAUGCAUUGCUCAAGAAUACUAGAAUCCAAAAGAUUAAUUGAUUUUUACAUGUUCCAAAAAUAGUUAGAAGCAGUUCAUAUCACUAGAGUUUGAUUAUGUCUUUAUUGCCAAGUUCUAGAUCAAAAAAGCCAAAGAAUAGUUAUAUGUUUCAUGUACAACCUCCCUGUAAAACAUCACAGUAUAAAUUACCAGACUGCUAUGUGCCAUAGGAUUGCAGCCUAAAUAGUCCAGGGUAGCCUGAGGUUGUCAGAGUUCAGAAGCUAAGUAAAGGGUUGGCAAUGGUUAGUACUUGGAUGGGAGACCACCAAGGAAGAGUGGGGUUGCUAUGCAACAGAAGAUUGAAGCAAACAAACUCUGCUCAUCUUUUCACCUUGGGAAGUCCCAUGAGGUAGAACUUUAUAUGAUUGCCAUAAGUUAGUUGUGACUGCUUUAGCAUAGUGGUUAAGUGGGUGGGUUGCAAGACAGCACUCUGCUGGUUUGACUCCCACUACUGCCAUGAACUCUGCAGGUGGCCUUGAGUAAGCCACUCCUCUCAGUCCCAGCUCCCCAGCUGUAUUGUGGGGUAAUAAUAACACUGAGUUUGUUAACUGCUCUGGGUGCGGCACUAAAUCUGUCCAGAAAAGUGUUAUAUAAGCACACAGUUAUUAUUACUAUUAUUGAUGGUGUUUUGUUAUUAAGUACCAUAAGAAGGCUAACUAUUAUAAAUGUAAUGGCACAAGUUCUGCCUCUUUUUAAAUACUUGUUGAAUUUUCUAUCUGUCCAUGCUGAAACUUGUCAAAUUGCUAACUCCAUUUGUUUCUGAGUUGGUGAAACAUUUCCUGCAGGAAAUACCUGAAUGUAUUACCAUACGGCGCUUAUUUUAAUCCUUGGAAUCUGUUUUAAUAUAGGGUGUUUAUUGGGAUAUGUGUACAACGUUUUUUUUCAAGUUGUAAAUUGUAGUAAAGCAGUGUAUAUCCCAGAA
This is a messenger RNA of Eublepharis macularius, 2350 nucleotides long. It is a transcript of the gene ACADSB, whose product is annotated as acyl-CoA dehydrogenase short/branched chain. The transcript has 11 exons. The record is from RefSeq and is a predicted model, not a curated record. NCBI's taxonomy places the organism in Eukaryota, Metazoa, Chordata, Lepidosauria, Squamata, Eublepharidae. Gene Ontology annotation, molecular function: acyl-CoA dehydrogenase activity; flavin adenine dinucleotide binding. The coding region runs from base 62 to 1411 and encodes 449 amino acids. Gene Ontology annotation, cellular component: mitochondrion.